CAUAAUCCAUGUGUGGUGAAUGUUUGAAUUGAUUUUAAUCGCGUUCCAAGGAAACGACGUGAAGAGCGGACGACGACCGGCGAUCGAUCGCGAGGAUACCUUGAUACGAAGGAAGAGAAGGACGACUCGAGGUGCGCUAGAUGAUGGAAACAAAUGCGCCACAGAUGGACCUUCGUGACGUGGUCUCUCGAUGCAUCGAGCGAAGCUACGACUCGAUUCGGACCUUGGCGGCAGCUCUACCCACCAUGCCCAGCGUCACGGACAGGCGAACACAAACGUUGGCGCAGCUCGUCGACGCGCGCAUUGUAUUUGAGAAACUUCUGGCGACGACACGAUGGUCCGUGCAGACACCGAUUGCAGAACAAUGCAUCGAAGUCCACCGGCACAUUAAGCACUUCGACGACCAAUUUUACGAAACCCACGACAGAUUGCGACACAUGCAUGCCGCAUUGAAUGAGCUCAAGGUACCACACUACGAUCUGAAUGGCGCAAUCGAUGUUUUGUACGGCGGAUCGUACUCUCGGCUGCCGCGGGUGAUUCACCACGCAAUGCAACCCCGGCGACUUCCUCCCAUCGAUGAAGAGCACAGCAUUCAAGAAAUCAACGACACAAUCCGAUUUCGCAUGAUUGAAGAAAUCAUCCCUGACCAAUUCACGGACAUCACCAUCGCUGACGGGUGCGCGACGACUUUCGUCGAAGGUCAAUUCCAAUUCGUCUUUACAGUAAACGGCAACGAGCCAGACAGUUUAUGGCGCGUCUUGUCGGUCCAUACUAUCCUGACUGAUCGUUGCGCGCGCAUCAAGUUUUGUAAAGGCGUUGGCAUGAACAACUUGCGCGUGAUCCUGGCCAACGCCCCCACGGCCGAACACAACGACCACUUGAAGAACUUGGUGCAAAAGUGCGUGAAUAACUCGUCGUCUCCACUUGUAGCAGCUUGCGCGGUCUUGCUUGACUUUUGUAGUCGCAUGGCCCUGCAGAUUGUUCUUGCGCAAGGCCAUGGCCUCGCACAGCGUUGGCCAAUGGUGGACUUUCGGCCCGUCGCUGAUCAUGCGUUGGACAUUUUGUACUGGAAAGGUUUGGUCAAAGCAGCCACAGCCAAACGCCCGGCAUCUCCAUCGAAUGCGGACCUCGACGCGGCUCCGCUAACAUCGGGCGCACCGCCGCUCAUGUCGACCGAGACGCUGUCCGUUCGAUUGCACUCACAUGCUGGAAAAAAUCCUCCACGCGGCGGCGCGUUGUUUUCCAUCCAACUCUAUCCGUCACCGCCACCCGAGUUGCUCGUGCUGUACCCAACUUUGCUUGAACCGCUGCGCGUCCCAACCAACCUGUACAAACUUAGUGCGGAGCAAGUUUUGCUCGGGGCCUUGGAACUCCACGCCGCAAGCGUUCUCUUUUGCCUCGAACGCAAACUAGUCCUUGGAGCAACCGUGCCAUUACAUCUCAUGACGGGCGAGGCGGUAUCGGUCGUACGGUCGCCGCGGAGCUUUCGCAUUUCACGAAUGGAUAGCUCAGGGCAAGCGCCACUUGAAGUGUCGUUCGAUGUCCGAUCCGGCCGAUUUGUCGUGUUAUGUUUAGUAGGUGCGCGCUCUCGCCUCGUCGACAGCGCGGUGAAUCAACUCGAAACGGUGCUGAACACUCAGUGCAAAGUGCAGCUGCCAAGGGCAUCUGAAGCGUCGAUUUUUCCAUCUCAUGUCGGCAGCGGCGGCGGCGGGACGACUCGAAUGCUCGCGCUCGAGUUUGAUGACGAGAGCGUUGUGCACAAAGCGCUCGCCUUUGCACUGCGCGAAAUCGUUGCGUUCGAGCUCACUUGCUUUGCCGCGUCGUGCGCCAACGUUGAAGUCCAGCGUCACGUCCAGAUCAAUUGGGACAAGUAUAUUAAUUUUCGCCAGCAGACGGGCAACAGCAUCGACUCUCUGUCGCUGUCUCCACACGCGCUGUUCUUUCAAAUCGUACGCAACAAGGAGUCAUCCGGGUACUUGGUCGUCGAGUUUGAUCGAUUGGCCGACAUGGAGAGCGACAUUGCCCACGAAGACGAUUGGGUUCGGUCGCCGGCUUUCUCGCUGCUUCAACUGCAGACGUCGACGAUUCCGUGCGCGGUGCAGUUUUUCCAGCGGUUUCCCGCCUUUCGAAAGGAUGCUAUCCCCAUGCCACCCACACCACCUGCGUCGAUAACGCCACCAUCAGCAACUCCACCCUCGAAGAAACGAAAGCUCGCCGUCGACGUGACCCUUCCCUUCGUCUCGAAUUUGUUCUUGCACGUCAUCAGCCUCUGUCACGAGCGCAUUCAACUCCAGCACUAUGUCAACUUUGCCCGCCGGCGACGCGUCAAGAUUAAGUACGCUGGACAAGGCGGGACAGCGCUGGCAGGCGUGACCACGGGCGAGCAGAUCGUGUCGUUCCCGUUCCCGGAUCGGAUCCCCAUCACGCCAUUAAACAUCAAAGCCGUCCAUGGCCACUUGCGCAAGUGCGGCGGGUUUGAGAUGUGCGUCCAGUUGGUGGCGGCCCCAUUUGAUUUCAUAAUUCCGUCGUCGGGCACCCCUGCACCGACAAGUGCAAGCAGCAGCACGAGCCACUCAGCCACGUCCAGCGGAAACCUCAUAUUCCGCUAUCCUCACGUUCAAAAGUUCCAGCCAGACAAUCCACUCGAAACGUUCAUGGCGGAAUUGAUCACACGCGUGAAACCCAUGGCCGAUUUUGGCGUCAAGCUCCAGCGAACCCUGAGCGCUGUCGGACGAUACUCGUCGUCGUCGGAAGGGAUUCGAGAUCAUUUUUACGUCGAGCGCGCCGACCCAUUUGGGUUUGUGCUCGCGUGCCGCACAUCCAACCCGAAACGGUGUGUCGCCGCCGGCUCGACGGCCGACAACCUCAUCACGUACCGCGUCACGAUCGAGUACAGCUCCAACCCGAACAGUCGAUUCGUGCUUAGCAGCAGCCACCAAGCCGAACACCCGCUUCUCAAUUUCAUUCAGACCGCGUUCAACCUGCACAUGGACUCGGCCCAGCUGCUCGAAGCGCUCGAGCGUACCACCAUCCCGUUGGGGAUCUUGUCGAGUGCUGUGAGCUCGCAGCUGAUCUCAGCAAAAUGUUAUCGCCACGACAAUGCGCAGGACAAACUGCCAUCGUCGGGUGGCCCCGCGUCGCAUGGAGGAGGCAUGGGCAAGAAAGGCGGCAAGGGUGGCAAAGGCAUGCGACUCGGGUACAAAGUCAAGCUCCCGGGUGAAGAAAAAGGAUACUACGCGGAAAAAUCUUACGGCGGCGACGAUAAGUCGUUCGUCCCGGCGGAACUGUUGCUAAUCCCGCGGUCCCAGAACCACAUUCGACUCACAUACGCGGACCGAUGUGGCAUCGACAUCUACUUUCUAGAGGUCAGCGCCAUCACCACAAACGUGCCUGUAUUCUGCCACGAAAGCUCACACGACUGAUGGAAUUCUGCUCGCGCCCUUGUAGAACGAAAUGGUCAACUUGCGAAGUGCCCCUUGUGGAGCGAGAGUCCCGUGUUGCAGCGCGGACGGCGGGAUUACUGUGACCCACGCAGCUUUUGGCGACCGAUUAAGAAGCGUCGUGUUCCCAGAAAUGGCGUCGCUAUAACCCACGUGUAAGAAGUAUUGUUAUUCCUCUAUCCCUCGUGGUCUUUGGACCCGCAACAUCUUCUUCCCUGCAUCCCGAGCGUUCUUCGGCCCUGCACCUGGUCCUCCCGUCCAAGCCAAUCAACAAGACCAUUCCCAUCAUGAUGGUGUCGCCCCAAGUUGGGUUGUACCGUGCAACAACACCUCAAGCGGCGAUUUCCACGAGUGUGCAGCCGCAUUAUGCUUCUUCAUACUGGACCAUCUCGGAAUGCGGGGCCGCGGCUUGCGAGUCUUGGAAAAAGGGUUUGUCCUGCCUUUUGGUCGGUGGACUCUGGGCUGGCUUCGCUGGAACGAUCUACGCAAUUCCCAAGUUGUAAAGAUUGUCAUCAGCCCAGCGUCAAGCGACAUUUGUAUCAACAACAGUACGUCGUAUGGGUAAUCCAUCGAACACGAUUCAUCGCCGCCCAUGUCCCCGAGCAGGUGCUCCAGUUGCGUGAGCGCGCCACGUUCAUGGUUUUCGCGCUCAGGUGGUUUCACGGGGCAGUGCUCUUGACCGUCGUCUUGAGAGAGACCUCCCUUGGUU
Molecule: messenger RNA, 4149 nt
Organism: Aphanomyces invadans
Lineage: Eukaryota; Oomycota; Saprolegniomycetes; Saprolegniales; Verrucalvaceae
Exons: 2
Coding region: 141-3422 (1093 amino acids)
Biological process (GO): regulation of transcription by RNA polymerase II
Cellular component (GO): mediator complex; core mediator complex
Molecular function (GO): transcription coregulator activity
Source: RefSeq, a predicted model, not a curated record